Austrofundulus limnaeus is the source of this 9164-nucleotide messenger RNA. RefSeq names its product sorbin and SH3 domain containing 2a (gene sorbs2a). Gene Ontology annotation, cellular component: plasma membrane. Gene Ontology annotation, molecular function: protein binding. NCBI's taxonomy places the organism in Eukaryota, Metazoa, Chordata, Actinopteri, Cyprinodontiformes, Rivulidae. The record is from RefSeq and is a predicted model, not a curated record.
GCACUGAUUGAACCACGGACGUCACCAUGGAUACAAGGUGACCCAAUGGGAAGCUCGCGCUCGUCCGUGGCUGAAUGAAAUAAACAGAGGCCAUUUUGCACACGGAAGCCAGCCACGGCAUCAUUCACUUAACAGACACAAACGGAAACGGAAGAUUUCCGACCAUUUCUGGCCUCAGACGGUGUGAGAGGGCUGAAGACUCGACGAGACGGAGAGCGCGAGGCGGCUGGCGCGUCGCGUGAACCAGCAGCACGCGCUAUAAUAACAUUAUCAGCUCCGCCUCCUCCGGUCCUCCCCCUUCUUCUUCUUGGAGGUUCGUUUUGUGAUGGGGGGAGGUUUAUUAGGACAGCUUUUACCGCCUUGCUAUCGAGGACCAGUGUCCCUGCUGAGAAAUAAAGGAGAACUACUUUUUUUUUUUUUUUUUUUUUUUAGUUCGCUGAGCGACGCCGCGCUGCAUCACAGGGAGAAACAGGUGUAAGGUUUCAUCACUCGGAAGCUCCACUUCCAGGCCACGGAAAGAAAGUCCCUGUGUUGCCUCUCCGGCUGUCCAAGUGACAACUUUAGUCAUUUCACAUGGAGGAAACAAUGCAUUUGGAGUGAGGCAGCAGUUUUAGGGCAUUAAACGAGGCAGGAUCCAGGAGUAAAGGAGGAGACCAGGAGGAGAAACUGAGCCAGAGUUGAGGAAAGAAAAAUAAGGGGGGGAAAAACAACAGAAAGAAGUAGCAAAACCCAAAGGAAUUGGAACUCACAAGUCAUCCUUAUUUGACCCUUCAUAGCAAGUUUGUGGUCGUUUGGUUUUAUGACGGAAAGUGUGUCCUCCUUCAGUAGAUCAGUAACAAGUGCUCUUCACUAUGAAUACAGAUAGCGGAGGAUGUGCUCGCAAAAGUGUGGCCUUGUCACUCACACUCUCUCCCAUGAAGAGGGUCCAGAGCUCACCAAAUCUAGCCACAGGGACAGAAUUACACUCUUCAGAACAUGAUUCCUGGCGAUCUCACAGUGUAACCGAUGGUCUUAAAAAUGGAGAUGCUAACAGCUCGUCUCUUGCCGCUAAAGGUUUCCGAAGCGUCAGACCCAACCUGCAGGACAAAAAGUCACCCACACAGGUUGUCAGUCCCUUACCUCUGCCACCCCCCAGGAGAGAGAGUUUUCACUUUUUGCCCACUGGCACCGAACCGCCAGACUACAGCUCUAUCAUUAAUCUGGUUAAUGACCUGAGUCCCGGAAAAUUAACGCUCACURAGAACGACGAAGCAGUUUUGAAAAGGUCCUACACAGUUAGCAGCAUGUCUUCUUACUCCUACUCAAAAACGAGUGCAAACUCAGUCCAACCGGUUCAUCAGCCCACCGUUCCCAACGAUGUGAGCAACUUCAGUGCAUCUGCCACUGCUAAUAACCGGGAACGUAAAGUUUCUUCCCUUAAACUAACCCCUGUCACUAUUCCCGACCCCCCUGCUCAUCUUAACUUUGAAGCCAAAGAUCAGUCUAAGACCCAAACCAYAUUCUCCCCUCCCCAAACGUCCCCACCUCCACCAAACUGUCCAAUCCCUCUUCAAUCCCCAUCACAGACCGCUUCACUUUCUGCACACUUCGUCAAAGAGUAUCUUGAAAAGCCAGCAUCGUUGACGUCAAAUCCAAGCGUGGAAGCCAAGAUCUCAGAUCAGAYCCAAACUUCAGCUUCGUCCCAGGUGGAGAUGCCAAGACCUCCUCCUGCAGUUCCACCAAGACCUCCGCCUGCAGAACUCCUGGGCCAGUUUCUCUCUCAUGCUAUGAAUGGAGGUACUAGCCAUCUACCGAGGCCCAUGUCCCCCCCAUCGUAUCCGUCGCCCCCUGCCUCRCUCCACACUGGCCUACAGAGACAGAGCAGGAGCUCAGAGGGUAGUGAGUCAUUCACCAGGGAGUCAGUGGUUUCAGGCCUCACCAGCGUCAGGAGCUCUGUGCCCAUUGCUCGAUUCUCAGAGGAAGAAAAAAAAGUGUCCGUCAUCAAAGCCCCGCAUUAUGAAGGCAUCGGCCCCGUGGAUGAAUCAGGCAUUCCUAUUGCCAUUCGCACGACAGUGGACAGACCCAAAGAUUGGUACAAAACGAUGUUCAAACAGAUUCACAAAGUCCACAAAGCAGAUGAUGACUAUUCUGACACAUACAGUGCAACUUAUGCUUUCAUAAACAGCGAUGACCACAGCCUGUCGUCCAGCGUCACCAUGGCCCACCCACCUCCUCGGACACACACGUACAGGCCUCUGUCCAAAAGCCCCUCAGACAACGGAGGCCAGAUGGGAACUCGGGAGCUUUUGCCAUCUCCUGUGCCCCCACCACCUCCACCCAUGCCAUCCCUCCUUCAGCUCCGAGCCAGAGACGGCGACCGUGAGAAAGAUUCACCAGACAUGAACGAAUGGGGUCCUCCAGACAGGAAAGUGGAUACACGAAAAUAUCGCGCAGAGCCCAAGAGUAUUUUUGAAUAUGAGCCUGGCAAGUCCUCUAUUUUGGAGCAUGAAAGACCAACCUAUGAUGACAUAGAUUUAGAGAACGAGCCUUGGUAUAAGUUCUUUUCCGAGCUGGAGUUUGGGCGCCCGCCUCCUAAAAAACGCCUGGAUUAUAAUCCAGACAUCUCCACUCGCCAGCGUAUUGAGACAUCCCUCCACAUCGCUCCCGCUGACAAGACUUUGGAGAGACCUGCAAGUGCUGCCAGUGACUACAGAAAAAGAAGGAAGUCUGAGCCUUCGAGUUCCCAAGUCAAUGCUCAGUCUCAGAGCAGAGCUGCAACUUCUCCUAAACCAGUGGAUGCCUACAGAUCCAGCAGCAGCCUAAAGAAACCUGUCAUACGUUCCUCACCAUCCUCACCCUCCAGAGCCAAAGGUGGGGACGCAUGCAACAUUUUUUCAAACAAUAUGUCCGCCCUAGUUCCUUACGAGAGUACUUCACUUCCUCCCAUCCCGUCUGGCUUUGAUCGUGUUCAUGAAGAUGCCAAUGAGGAAGGCAGCUCUUCCUCAAAGCAGUCUGUCUGUUGUACAAACAGUUGGCAGACAAAAAGCCAGGAUGCUGAGACGUGGAGCAGUGCGGAGGAGGCCCAACCCUCCUCUGAGAAGCUCAGAUCACGUAGUUGUGACGACUUGCUCAAUGAUGGGAAUUCUGGCUCGGGUGGUCAACAUGCCACUCGUUCAGAAAGUGCUGGGUCGCUGUUGUGCGACGGGAAUCCCGCGACAGUUUCGACCUCCACCCAGUCGUUGCCUCGUGUUCAUCGUCGACGUGCGCACGAUUCCCCAGGCUUUCUCCAGCUUUAUCGGAAGAUGCACCAAAUUGAUCGAGCUCAUCUCAUCUCAUCUGAAGUCAUCCGUUCUGUCCGCGCUCGUAUCCUGGAGCUAGAGCGUCAGCCUCAUCUCCAUCGCCAUCGCCUCUCUCCGUGGACACCCUCUUGGGGUGUGGAAGUGCCAAGGGAUAUGGUGCCAAAUCGUAUUUCUGAAUAUGAGCGUCUCAUUCAGAAGUCCAAAUCCAUGCCUAACUUGGGUGAUGGCGAGGCGCCUUCAGGCACCACUACGCCGGGAGGCUCGUCAUCUCGUGCUAGCAGUGGUGGUGGAGGGACGCCCAGUUUUUCGAAACGCCGUUUUUCUGUAGAAUCGUUGUUGGAGGAAGACAACAACGGAAACAGUAGGACUGUAACUCAAAGCAUGGAUCACAUACUUCGUAGCCCACCUGAGGGCCAGCCUCGUGUUGGGCCAGAGCCGGGCAAGGCAUUUCCCACUCCUCCAGUUCCUCAAGGUCCACAAGCCAAUCCAGACUUUUCUGACAGUGAGCAGGAUGCUAUUGCAUCUGACCUCAGUGAUUUCAUCCAGGUGGAGGGGUCUUCAUUUUGCAGUGAGAGCGAAUUCGACCAUUGCUCACUAACUUCAUCCGAGAGCCUUUAUGGUUCUUCCACCCUCCACCAUCACCAACUUCGUCACCACCACCACCACCAUCACCAUCACCAUCCUGGUCACCAAAGUCUAGGACAAAAUCAAGGCUACCAGCACCGUCACCUCAUUAGCACCUGCAAAGGUCGCUGCCCGGCCUCAUACACCCGCUUCACGACCAUGCUUCGCCAUGAGAGAGAACGAGCGCGACAAGAGCACCAGAGGUCGUCACAGCAGAUUCACAGUAGCCGUUCCCAAAACCAGGCCUCGCCGUCCCAACAAGCGAUGUCCAAGCUGGCCUUCUUGGUCAGCCCAGUGCCUUUCCGCAGGAAAAAGGGCUCACCACCUACCUCUAGAAGAAGCAGUGCUGGCGGAGGUCGAGGUAGCAGACCCAAGUCUAAACAGGCCAUUUAUGAAGCCCUUGAUGCAGCUUUGAGAGACAUUUAUGAGCACAUUCAAGCAGAGCGAGGCCACAGAAGCUCUAGGCCACCGGAUGAUAGCAUUUUGAGGAGAAUAUUGGCUGAGCUGCUGCCAAGCGUGCCUGAAAGAAGCUCCUCUUUGCGAGUGACAAGAGGUUGUUGGCACAGAGGUCAUUCUUCUACGUCUGUUUACCCUGAUGGAAGCCCUACCGGGUGUGCGUCGUAUAGAGGAGAGCCUUCCACACCAAGCUUCCAGUCACCACGAUUACAGUCACCAAUCAGUGCCUGUUACGGACGAUAUUUGGAGGCCUCAAACAAUAAUGACUAUGGAGAAGAGCAGGGCAAUGGAAACGGUCUCUGUUAUUCAGACCAGGAUGUGUCGAGGAGUUAUUCCACCAUAGAUGGUCGCCACACCCCGCAGAGCAGAAGACCAACUCCUGACAGAGAGGUCUCCAAAAAACAGAUGGCACAACUUACUCUGUUCUCUCUCCUUCAUCAGAAACAGCCGGCAAAAGCCAUUUAUGAUUUUAAGGCACAAACAACUAAGGAGUUGACAUUUAAGAAGGGUGAUGAAGUGAACAUCAUCAGGCAAAUAGAUAACAACUGGUAUGAAGGAGAGCACAGAGGACGGGUGGGGAUAUUCCCUGUAGCGUACGUAGAGAAGAUGUCAUCCCCAGAAAAGCAGCAGCCAAUUCGUCCUCCUCCACCAGCGCACGUCCGAGAGAUCGGAGAGGCGGUGGCCCGCUUUAACUUCAACGCUGACACUAAUGUGGAACUGUCACUGAGAAAGGGCGAGAGAGUUAUUGUAUUAAGGCAGGUGGACCAGAACUGGUACGAGGGGAAGAUCCCCAGCACAACUAAACAGGGCAUCUUUCCCGUGUCCUACGUUGACGUUGUAAAGCACUCGCCGUCUAAGAGCUCCACCCACCACAUAGAUCCACAUGGUUACCAUAGCAACAGGACCCCGAGCUCUACGCCCGUCAAGCCGUUCUAUCACCUGCCUCCAUCUUACACCCCUCGUGACCUUCCUUCCCCUCAACCUUCUCAGAGAAGACCUGACCUUCAGGCAGUCACCAGCGAGUGGCUGUCGCUCACGUUGGAUCCAUCGGCAUCCACCCCCACUCACUCCAUCACACCCCCGCCUGUGCCACCCACGCCUCCCCCUCUCCCCUCUGACCUUUCCCCGUGCCUCGCGGCUCGGGAGCCCGCUCCGUCGCCGAAAGGCUUCGCCCUUUCACGUCAGGCGUCCUCCGGAACGCCGCCUCUCACCGAGAGAGGUGUCGGUUUKCACCGCGCCCCUGCUGUUCUUCCUUUUUCCCAGCCUGCCCCACCUCCUCCUCCUCCUCUUCCACCACCCAUCUCUCRUCCGUCAUUCACCUCCUACCCUGCUUCGCUUCGGUAUAACGGUGACAGGGGGUUACAUAUCACUGAAGCAGCCCAAACUGGAUCCAUGUCUGUGCCUGAAAUGUACUCCUGCGCAGAGGCAGCACCAGUGCAGCCAUCCACACAACUUCCAGAGCUGCAAAGGCCCAAAACGCCUGAAAGCAAARGCAGCACGAUGCUUGACAUUGAGUUAUAUGUAAAAGACCCUUAUGAUGAGCUGUUGUCCGUGACUUUAGAUGGUUCCAGCAGAGCAGAUCGUGAUGAUGUUUCAAAAGCGCUUUCAGUAGAUUCCCCACCUGCCAAACUCACUGAACCUCCGAGCAGAUGGUUUCAGAGAAAAGACCAACAACCCCAUCAACCUGCAGUGAAACUCGCAGCAGUCGGCGAGCCGCCUGGGAGCGUUCGCUUAAAAGUGCAGUUUCACAAACCUCUAACCAUGACACCACAGCCUGUUCUGUGGGGAGAGCAGCCGGCGGCUCUGAACGAACAAGCUGCUCAUGCUGAGAGGCCACCGUCAGCAGAAGGAUACACGGAGUUAUUCAUUGAGGAAGAGGAUGGAGAUCUGCAGGAUGAGGAGRAUGAAGAGUUGCAGGACAAAGAGGAGGACAUUAGACUUGUAAAUGAGAGGCUCAGUCCGCAGCCCCGUCCCUCCCACUGCUCGCGACGUCUCCACUUCCUGCAGCGUCUCCCGGUGCGUCUGUCUCCUCCCCUCCCCCUCCCUCUCCUUCAGACGUUCUCUCACAGCCCUCUGCCUCGAACCCGGCUUCCGCUCUGUCUCUUCUCCCUGCAUCCCGCCCCAUCCCUGAGCCUCCGACCCUUCCUCCGGCUUCCUCUCCCCCUAAAACCGCCUCCCCUCCCCUCUCCUCUCCACGCUCUCCCACCUCCACCCCAACUGUGUCACAUCCAGGACGUAGGUCCCCUAAGGUGAAGGAUCCAGUUGUCGGCGGUAAACCUCCUCGUAGCCCCAUCUUGUCCCGGCGGUCCUAUCUGUCACCUGUUAGAGGUCGAAGGCGGUUGGUACAGGAUGCAUUACAUGGAGGAGGAGAACCGUACCAGGCCCUGUACAACUAUACGCCUCGUAACGAGGACGAGCUGGAGCUGAGGGAGGGYGACGUCGUCGAUGUGAUGGAGAAGUGUGAUGAUGGCUGGUUUGUUGGGACCUCUCGAAGGAGCAAGUUGUUCGGAACCUUCCCAGGAAACUACGUGAAGCAGCUAUAAUGAUUCCAGGCUCCGCCCCGCCGCCCCCUACGUGGCCCCGCCCUCUCUCUGCGACACGUUCACCGCCGUCAGCACAGCACCCGCAGAACGCCACCAGAGACCUGAGGCUGCAGCACACUUAGUAUCUGCAUACGUGUGUGACCUGUCCGUGUCAUGCAGGCAGAUUUCUUAGCUCUAACUCGCCAACUUUAUUGGAAGACUUCUAUGAGAUAAAACUGUUUUUCUAAUCUUGUCUUUUUACAUUUAUUUUUCUAUUAUGGAGAAUCUAAACCUUUGUGCUCCAGUCAGUGACAUUUACCCUUUGCCGAUGACAGAAGGAUGUUGAAGGACCGCAGUGAUGCUUUCUAUUUUCGCAGUUUUAAGGGCAGUAAGAUCACCAAGAWCACCKUUUUAUUUUUUGUUUUUGUUUUUACUGAAGUCGCUAAACUUCAAAACUGAUUUGACUUGCAGGUAAUUUUAUUGAGUUUGGAAAUCUCCCCCAGUGUCUUUUGGUGGGACGAGUUUAAAAGACAGUAUUGUGUCAGGAUUGUAUUUUGGGAGUUUCAACUGACCUGUUGGAUCAUGAUGGCACUUCACACAUGUAUAAUAAACAGCAUGUAUUUAUCUUGUCUGUAACUAAGGGUUUAUGUUGGUUAUUUAGGUUUGCAACAUAAAUAAACAUUUGUUUAAUUUAGCUAAUAAAUGACAAAAUUCUGCACCUCUUUGUUCGAUCAUUCACAUUAGGGCUGCACGAUCAUAGAAAAAAUAUCAUUAAACAUCGUGAUGAUAUCAGUUGCAAUUAAGCCACAUUUUUCUCUCUCUUCUCCUUUCUGUCUGUCACCACAAUCCUCACAACACUCUUAAACCACUGUCAUUAUUUAGAAACAAAAUCUCAUAAUCGACYGCGGCCAUUUUUUAUUUUGUUUUUCAUUUCACGCACUGAUGUUGCAAUAAUGAUGAGUUUUYKAUAAAUUGUGCAGCCCUAAGAUUGAUGCACUUUAACAAUAUGUUGACACAAACUCACGUAGGGUUUUAUUUUAUAUUCCACCUCAGAUUUAACACUCUGUUACUCUGACUGCGGGACUUCAGGAGACGUCGUCAAGUUUGGAAAGUGUAUGCAGCAACAAUGCUUACCUUUUAGGUGUUAUAUUUAUUAGAUGAUGAAAUGUUGAUCAAACUGUUGUAAGGUUAUGUUAGAAAUGAUGAGCACCACAUUUAUUGUAUUUUUUGUUUUGUUUUGUUUUGUUUUUUGUCUAAAUCACCAUCUUAUUUGCAUUUGAAGCUCUGUUCUUUCAGUGUAUUCGAAUCGUAGUGCGGUUUGGUUCUAAAAGAGACCGCUAACCUGCUGGCUGAUGGGGAGUUGCUGUCAGGUGUGCAAUGUGGAAYGCAUGUCAGCUACAGUGAAAGAGCAGUUUGAUGGGGAAAAAAUGCUUUUAUGUAACUGCACAUUAUGACCCUGCUGUCAGAGUAGGAAGUGCAUCAUUGUUCAUGUGUGUGUGUUCUUUUUUUUUUUUUUUCAAUUUAGCUUGCUGCUUUAAGCGAACACAACCUGCAUCUUUGUCUUGUUUUUGUUCUUUUCUCAUUUUACAAAGAAUGGACACUGACUAAACUAUUGCUAAAGCACUUUAAGUUGUAGUCUCAUUCAUCAUUCACGUCACUCCCUGUCAUUCACUUGUCACCUGCUGUCAGAACAUUCUGUGUACUUUUGUGGUGUUUUUGUAUGCCUUUUUUUGUAUAAGAGCUGUAAUAUGACCAGCAAUCACUUGUUUCAUAAAGUCAGCUUUUUUCCUCACCCACCAUCCCAUUURGUUUCUUCUCUUUCUUCACAUUUUCUUCAUCUUUGGGGCCUAAUUUAAUUUCAUUUUUUUAACAUUUUAACUGAGGGAUUUGAAGUGAAUUUACUGUAGGCUGAGUACAGUUGGAGUUUGCUGCCUUACAUCCAACUCAUUUAUUUAAUAGCCAUGUACAUGUAAACCUCUUUUGUGAUGCAAAAAAUGAUAAUUUAAGUAGUCUAGAAAACACUAUGUAGAUGUAUGAUAGCGUGUAGAGAACAUAAACUCUUCAGUGAUUUAACAUUCAGUAGGUUUUUGGGUGUGAGCAUACAAACAUAUGGACUGAAAACAUUUGACUUUCAAUAUUUUGUCACUUGUAAGAAAAAAUAUUAAAUUGUAUAUGGUAUUCAAUUUAUCUCCCAUUACUGGACCUGAAGUAUUUCUACAACACUGUAGCAUUUCUGAAUGGUUUUAUGAAGCUGUAUUGCUAAUAAAAUCCAGCUUGUAGAUGA